AUGUCUGAUAACCGGGGUAGGGGAGAUCAAUCCAGACAAAUGUUGCCUUCAGCCCCUCAAGACCCACCAUGGGAGCACAUACUUCCGGUCGAGCACCCUGACCUAGCUUCCCGUCAUAAUGUCGAAAAGGAGACCCGUUUGCAAUCUGAAAUCGAAGACAUAGAUCACGCCUUUUCAGAUUCCGCCUCCCCUGAAGCCACAAUGGAUCAACAGAAACCCCAAAAAUGGGAACAGCUCAAGGGUUAUGAUAACACUUACUCCACCGGAGCCCACGACCGCUACCAUUCAAAAUGUGAUCGCAGUAAUUCACUCCAAGGACUUCACUUUAGCAACGAUACCAAUACAGACACGUCUUAUACUUUAACACUCGGUGGUACACCCGCAUCUCACUCGAGCCCUGAUGAAAUGACCGAAUCAUCAAGCACUAUGGAGCAAAACUUUCCAGAAACAGUUCGAAGCAAUAGUCCCCAAUCAGACAAUCCUGACAGUGGGCCUUCCGAUCGCGGUGGAAGCUCAAGUGGUCAAGGUCUUAUGGGCAAUCGUCCUCGACCUUUCUCAAGGAAGUCCAAGGCCGGAAUCGAGCAUACUGUCACCCCUGCCCGUGCAGGUCCUGAUGGUGGGUUUAUUUGUAGGUUCCAGGAACGGGGAAAAGUCUGUGGACAAUCAUUCAAACUUCCCUCCGACAUUAGAUUCCAUCUCAUUGAAAACCACAUGACGUUUUCCCCCUUCCAAUGUGAUAGAUGCAAACGAGUGUACACGAGAAAAUCUCUCUACACUCGCCAUCUGAAGGAAGUUCCUCAGGAUAAUUCGACAUCACGACGGACUCGUCAAUGCCCUCACAGACUUGUCGAACCAGACGAAUCCUAUCGUAUCCGAAAGAAUACUUAUGAAGCUCUAUGGGCAAUUCAACUGAGUCAAGAGCAAGUUGACAAUGCGGCCAACAUCAUUUCUCAGUACAACGGAAAGCUUCCUGGCCGACGCAGACGUACUCAGAGCACCACUGAACAUGAGAUUCCCACUGCAGUUUGCGCAGAUGCGUCACAGUCAGCCAGUCACUCUUCUCGGCAGUCUGAAACUGGGUUUCCUGCUCACCAGAAUCCGCCAUAUGUAUCUCAGCCUGAGCCAGUCUAUCCCCCACACAUAAUGAGGGUUUCCAGUGCUCCCAAUCUUUACGCCCAAAACACAAUUGCGGACUCAGCGGGAAGUCGUAGGCCCUCCCCUAUCCCAUGUUUUAGUACAGGCCCCAGCAACUCAUACGAGGCGAUUUCUCCCUUUCAUGGCCAACAAGAUCCAAAUGCUCUUUCCACAGGGACAACAGGCUAUGAUCGACAGUAUUUGAACCCUGGGGAUGCACUUUACUCUUCGCAGCCAAGGGGAUCUGAGUUCUAUGAGGCACCUAGGGGAUUCUCAACUUCAUCUGACGGUAUAGCUCCUCACAUGAUACAGAGUCGUCAAACUUCCUGGGAUGAUCCAGGCGUCGAAUCAAGUUACGAAACUACCACUUGGUCCUCCGGAAAUCGUACCGGAUAUCGUGAGCCUAUGACAUUUGAAAGCACUGGCCAGACCUCGAGUUAUCAGUAUUCAACUGUGAGUAGUAUGUUUGGAUUUGCUGGACUCGUUGGCUCCUCAGUGUCCUAA
Molecule: messenger RNA, 1638 nt
Organism: Morchella sextelata
Lineage: Eukaryota; Fungi; Ascomycota; Pezizomycetes; Pezizales; Morchellaceae
Exons: 4
Coding region: 1-1638 (545 amino acids)
Source: RefSeq, a predicted model, not a curated record